AUGUUCCAAAUACAAAGAUACGAAAUUGAACAAGAACCGUUUCAGGAUGUUUCUACUGUGAGCACUGAAAGAUUAUCAAAGAUCAAUGAACGUAUUCAACUUAAAAGAAAACGACCCAUAAAAAAGGAAGUAAGUGGAAAGGAUGACUCUAUCCAAAAGGUUCCUUCCACCGAAAAAAAGGAUGACUUUAUCCAAAAGGUUGCUUCCACCGAAAAAAAGGAUGAUUCUAUCCAAAAGGUUGCUUCCACCGAACAACUAUCGAAAAAUACAUCAAAAAAUACACAUGAUGAUUUAUCUUUGCAACAACGGGUGAAAAUUACAAAAAAUAUUCCUGUGUUACAAGCGUUUCCAACAUUCGAGAGACCAAAGCAAACACCACAAGAGAUUGCGGCCGUUAAAUCGUUGGGUAUACCAGACUGGUUGGCUAAUCCAACCAUUGUUGAGUCAGAUUCAACGAAAACAAUUGAUGAUCCGUCUAUUAGCUUAUCAGAGAGAUUGAUUAAACGUUGUAAAGCACUUGGAAUUCAGGAGUGUUUUGCAGUACAAACGGCAGUUAUUCCACUGUUGUUACACUCACGAAAUCUAUCAGAUACUCAUAAAUCACCUGGCGAUAUUUGUGUAUCUGCACCGACGGGAAGCGGCAAAACCCUAGCAUACGUGCUACCAAUAAUUGAUAUUCUUUCAAGGCGUAUUAUAACUCGUUUAAGGGUUCUGGUUAUUAUUCCUACAAGAGAUUUAGUGGUCCAAGUUAAAGAAACAUUUGAUGCUUUUUGUAAAGGCACGAGUUUGAAGGUUGGAAUGGUUACAGGUCAACAAUCAUUCAUUCAGGAACAAGAACAAAUCGUUGGCGAUUUACAAGGCCAUUUCAUAGGUGGUAAAAGCAAAGUAGACAUACUAAUUGCCACACCCGGUCGGUUGAUCGAACACCUUUCAACGACUCCAAAUUUUACUCUACAACAUUUACGAUUUUUGAUUAUAGAUGAAGCUGAUCGCUUACUUAAUCAAAGUUAUCAAGAUUGGUUGUCGCACAUACUUAAGUCCACACAGUUACAACAAGUUACUGUAAAUCCAAGUAGUAAAAAACCAGUGGAAAUUAAGUCUGACCCUUUGGGUGUGCCCAUAAACGAUACCGUUUCUGCUGUAAUGAUGGAGACGUUCUUGCACAUUCCGAAAGUAGACAUUUCAGAACCUAAAACAUCAGCUGUUCAAAAGCUUUUAUUCUCGGCGACUCUCACGCGAAAUCCUGCUAAGAUUGCAAGCCUACAUUUGAUUAAUCCACGAUACAUUUCUAUUCAAUCAAUGAAUAAAAACGAAGGCGAAGUUAAAUAUGUUCUACCUAGCAGCUUAAACGAAUAUAUGAUUGUCUCCACUUCAUCUGAAAAACCUCUUGUGAUUCUUCAUUUACUCCACAACCUUCAUAUAUCAUCCGCACUUUGUUUUACUAAAUCUGUGGACUCGGCUCACAGGCUUUCCGAAUUGAUUAGGAUAUUUGAGAAAUCAGUAGUUGUAGCUGAGUAUUCAAGUGACUUGUCACAAGAGGAGAGAAGAAAUAUUUUAAACAAAUUCAAGCAUGGUGAAAUUCAAUUACUUAUCUGCUCUGAUUUGAUCGCUCGUGGUAUAGACAUUGAUCGUGUAGACUCAGUAAUAAACUAUGACGUUCCUAUUUACAUGAAAAAAUAUGUUCAUCGUGUUGGAAGGACUGCGAGAGCCGGACGCAAAGGUGACGCAUAUAGCAUUGUUGAGACUCAAGAGGUCCGGCACUUCAAAAAUAUGUUAAGAAAGGCUGGCCAUUUGGAUAAAAUUAAAAAUGUCAAUAUUAAAUCUUCCAAAUUGGACCCUUUGAAGGCUAUUUACAAGGAAUCUUUGGAAGCAUUCAAGGAAUAUAUG
Racocetra persica is the source of this 1887-nucleotide messenger RNA. NCBI's taxonomy places the organism in Eukaryota, Fungi, Glomeromycota, Glomeromycetes, Diversisporales, Gigasporaceae. The record is from the annotation of a GenBank genome assembly.